CUGGUCCACCUGCAGCCCCUCAAACUGCACCUGCUGGACUUUUCCCAAUGCGACGCUCAGGAAGCGGCUGCUUUUGACAUGAGAGGACCUUCACGUCUUCCUUGGAUCAUCGCUACCCCGGACACUGCCUGGAUUAUUGUAGUCCAUACUUUAAAAUUACAAAGACCCUUAAACUGAGUUUGUAACCCUUCACAGACCGACCAUGAUGUGCUCUCGUUCGCCCCCCUCACUCCCUCACCUGUUGUCGCUGAGGUUCCUGGGUACCGUGGCGCCCAGGACGCUGUCUUCCAGGCAGCCUGCGGCCCUUCCAGCCACCUUGGCCUUUGAGGAUCCCAGCGCCUUCAGAGUGAAGAGCUGGGGCGAGCUGCUGCGCGCCUUGGCCGUCUUCCGCCUCUGCUCCUUCCCCGCGCUCGUUAACAACUGUGGGAAGCUGAUGUCCAUCGCACGCGGCCUGCUGGGAAAGAGGGGCUUCUCCUUCCUGCUGCGCCCCACUGUGUAUGCUCAGUUCGUGGCUGGAGAAGACGAGAGGGAGAUCUCUCAGUCCAUGCAGAAGAUGAGCUCGCUGGGACUGAGGCCCAUGCUGGCGGUGCCCAUCGAGGAGGACCUGGGAGAAAGCACCGGAGAGAAGAGGUAUGAGGACAACAUGGAGGCCAUGUUGGAGUGUGUGCGGAUGUCCCACAGCAACGCUUGGAGCAAGGACCCGAUGAUGCAGCUGAAGAUCACAGCGCUGCUCAGCCCAGAGCUGUGUGUGAAACUCACAACGCUCAUGACACAACAGCCGUACAGCUUGAGUCUCCUCGUCAGGGCAAUGGAUGGAGAGACCGUCAGCUUCCCAGGUUUAGAGCAACGCGAGGCCUCACACUUCCUCUGUGGCCUGCAGAGACUCAACAGAAUAGCAGAGGCAAGCGUAGGCAAAGUCAGAGUCUUGGUGGAUGCAGAGUACACCUACAUGAACCCUGCCCUCUCUCUUGUCACCAUGGCGAUGAUGAAGAAGUUUAACAAAGAUGGCGUCUGGAUUUGGAACACAUAUCAGUGUUACCUCAAGGAGUCCAGGUCUCUUCUGUUGGAGGCUCUGCGUUUGUCCAGCGAGGAGGGCUUUGGUCUGGGAGUCAAGCUGGUACGAGGAGCCUACAUGGACAAGGAGAGGAAGCUGGCAGAGAAAGAGGGUCGACCCGAUCCCAUCCACCGGUGCUGGGAGGACACCAACGACAGCUACAACGGCUCUCUGAAUGAGCUGCUGGGAGUCAUUUCCCAGAAGCCAGAACGCUACAGGAUCAUAGUCGCCACCCACAACGAGGAGUCAGUGAGACGAGCUGCUAAAUGGAUGGAAGAGUUGGGAAUCGACAAGGAUGGAGGUUCAGUGUGUUUUGGUCAGUUGCUGGGGAUGUGUGACCACGUCUCCCUCACACUGGCCAAGGAAGGCUACGCUAUUUACAAGUCAGUGCCCUACGGCUCAGUGGACGACACACUCCCCUACCUGGUCCGUCGGGCUCAGGAGAACCGCACUGUGUUGCAGGGAAUCCGCAAAGAGAGAGACCUGCUGAGGCGAGAGCUCCGAAGGAGACUCCGCCAGUGUGUGAAGGGAGGCAGCUAACGGGGAACGAGCACUCAGGGAAAAGCGUGUGAAUCAGGUUCAUAGACAAUGAAGCAGGAGACAUACGGUGUCAAACAGAUUCCUUGAGGGCCUGUUUUCCUGCUGAUUACCUUGAACAGGUGUGUUAGUUGGCUCAUGCAGCCGCUGAUUGACUGAUCACACCUGAUCAAGGUAAUCAGCAGGCUCUGGGGAAGAGAGUUGGAAAACCAACAAGGGACUGGUUUGAGUUUGACAACCCUGGUUUAGAUUCUUAGACAUCAGCAUGGUCAGUUUAAUUAUUGAGCUCCUGAAGCAAACAAUUGACAAAGAGACAUGACUGUGAUGGUGACAGUGAUAUGUUUCCUGACCCAUUUACCUUUGACCAUGCGCCAGGCUGCUGAAAUUGCUCCCCACUAAAGAUCUCAUCUUUAAAAUUUGUUUUCAGUUGUUUCAACAAGUAUAUACGGAAAUAUUUUUCAUAUUUACUGCAGGCCUUCUUUUAUGACAAUUUGUGUCUUAAGAAAAAGUCAAACCAUCAGUCAAUUCAAAACACAAUUUAUUAUUUAAAGUAAUGACUUGACUCAUCUGUUGCCUCACUGCAGAGUCACAGGCUAUCAUCACUGCACUGCCUUUGUUUUUACACAUUUCUGUUUGAAAUAACCUUAAAAACAUUUCACUUUUAUUCUGAAAGGUCAGCCCAAGUACAGAAAUAAUGUUUGCAAAUUAGUAGCGAUGGUGGUUGUUUUGGAAUGAAGACUAGCCAACAAUGU
Betta splendens (Siamese fighting fish) is the source of this 2343-nucleotide messenger RNA. It is a transcript of the gene prodh2, whose product is annotated as proline dehydrogenase 2. Gene Ontology annotation, cellular component: mitochondrion. The coding region runs from base 203 to 1594 and encodes 463 amino acids. Lineage: Eukaryota; Metazoa; Chordata; Actinopteri; Anabantiformes; Osphronemidae. Gene Ontology annotation, molecular function: proline dehydrogenase activity; FAD binding. The record is from RefSeq and is a predicted model, not a curated record. The transcript is spliced from 12 exons.